Molecule: messenger RNA, 1248 nt
Organism: Cercocebus atys (sooty mangabey)
Lineage: Eukaryota; Metazoa; Chordata; Mammalia; Primates; Cercopithecidae
Product: zinc finger protein 491-like
Exons: 4
Biological process (GO): regulation of transcription by RNA polymerase II
Cellular component (GO): nucleus
Molecular function (GO): DNA-binding transcription factor activity, RNA polymerase II-specific; RNA polymerase II transcription regulatory region sequence-specific DNA binding
Source: RefSeq, a predicted model, not a curated record
GUCACCUGCGCUGUGACCUGCUCCGCAGUCAUAAAGAGGACGCCGGGACACUCAGAAUCAGGGAAAUGGAUUCAGGAUGUGGCUGUGAACUUCUCCCAGGAGGAGUGGGCUUUGCUGGAUCCUUCCCAGAAGAAUCUCUACAGAGAUGCGAUGCAGGAAACUUUCAGGAAAUUCAUCUCUGUAGGGAAAAAAUGGAAAGACCAGAAUAUUGAAGAUCAGCACAAACAUCCCAGGAGGACUCUAAGAAAUUUUAUGGGAGAGAGCCUCUUUGAGAGUACAGAAGGUAGCCAGUGUGGAGAAACUUUCACCCAGGUUCCGGAAGACAUGCUGAACAAGAAAACUGUUUCUGGAGUAAAAUCAUGUGAAAGCGGUACGUGUGGAGAAGUCUUCAUGGGACAUUCAUCCCUUAACAGGCACAUCAGAGCCGACACUGGACACCAACCAUGUAAGUGUCAGAAAUUUGGAGAGAAGCCAUAGAAGCAUGAACAACGGGGGAAAGCCUUGAGCGAUAGCCGCUGCUUUCAAACACAUGAAAGGCCUCACGCUAGAGAGAAACCUUUUGAUUGUAAGGAAUGUGGAAAAUCUUUCAUUUCUCCUGCAAACAUUCGAAGACAUAUGGUAAUGCACAGCGGAGAUGGACCUUAUAAAUGUAAGUUUUGUGGGAAAGCCUUGGAUUGUCUCAGUUGAUACCUUAUCCAUGAAAGGACUCACACUGGAGAGAAACCAUAUGAAUGUAAACAAUGUGGUAAAGCGUUCAGCUGGCACAGUUCUGUUCGAAUCCAUGAAGGAACUCACACUGGGGAGAAGCCAUGUGAAUGCAAGGAGUGUGGGAAAUCAUUCAGUUUUUCCAGUUCUUUUCGCAGACAUGAAAGGACAUACACAGGAGAGAAGCUGCCUCAGAAAUCAUCUGACCAUGUGUCCUCGUUUGCCAACGAGAAUCCUGGAUAGUACCUGUUGUCCCAACAUAAUUUUUCAUAGCACCUCAUCUUCUUGCCAUGGUUAUCCAUGUCUGAACAAUGAAUAUGUAUGAGUACUUUCACACAUAAGCAAAAUUAGGUUUAUUAAAUGAAGUUUCCAGGAAUGUUUAAAUUUCAACACCUGAUUUGCCUUAUCACAAGUUAUGGCUGUGCUAAUUUCUCCAGGCAAUAUUCAUGGAAUAUUGAAUUUAUCGUUUUAAGGUGUGGAGCAAUGAAGAUGCCCAAGAGGCCGGGUUCACACCUGUAAUCCCAACACUUUGGGAGGCUGAGG